Phacochoerus africanus (Common warthog) is the source of this 2232-nucleotide messenger RNA. RefSeq names its product testis specific 10 interacting protein (gene TSGA10IP). The transcript is spliced from 7 exons. Gene Ontology annotation, cellular component: photoreceptor connecting cilium; cilium; ciliary basal body. The record is from RefSeq and is a predicted model, not a curated record. Lineage: Eukaryota; Metazoa; Chordata; Mammalia; Artiodactyla; Suidae. Gene Ontology annotation, biological process: cilium organization.
CCACCAACUGCCCAGAGGCAGGCUGGCUCUCAGGGCUGGGGGAUGCCAGGGCUGGGGGAGGCCCCUGAGAGGCCAUAAGACUGGAGCUGAGGCCCAGGUGAGAGGCAGGGAGGCCUGAGGCAGGCAGGAACUAUGGGGUGGCUUAGGGCUGGGCUGAAGAUGAGGGUGACGCCCAAGGAUGACUCCCAGGCUUCUGCUGGAGCAUUUUCGGGAACACCGCAGGAAGAUCAGCAUUUCCAGAAGGAUAAUGAGUAUUUUCCAGCUUGGCUUAGCAAGUCCAGGGCCCCAUAGGGCGUUCAAAAGAGCUGUCCAGGGCCCAGAGGCAAUAUAGUGCAACGGUGACAAUUCUGGGCUCUGGGGACAGACUCAGCACGUUCAGGUCCUGGUUCCACUUAACCGGCUGUGUGACCUUAGUCAGGCAAUUUCACCUCUCUGGGCCCCAGUGUCCUCUGCAUGAUGGGGCGAUAGCGCAGAUACCUCAUCGGGUCCUUGGGAAGGUUAAAUGAGUAAAUUCGUGAAUGUCCCGAGCACCCAGUAGGUGCUCAGUGCAUAGCAGCUGUUGCUACUUGAGUAUUAAUAACUCAGGUCGCAAUCAGUCAGUUGCAGCGGUAGCAAGGGCCCAGAGAGGCCAGCCAGGGUGCACAGGAGGAGGGUCCCCUGGGGGAGCUGCCUGGAGCUCGGCCUCCUCUCCCGUCUUCGCCCAGGGGGGUCUUGGGAGCGGUGACCAUAAAAUUCAGGACCAGCCGCAGAGGUCUCAGAGUGCAGGGCAGACGACGAAGAAGGACCGGAGGCUCAGGGGCCGGAACAAGAAAAGCCAAGGCUCUGCUGAGGCCGAGGAGUAAGCCGUUCUCCUCCACUCUCCUCGGAAACCCUCCUUCCCCUUCCAGUGGGCCUGGGAGAGCUUCGCCGAAGAUGGCCAGGCUCUGCUUCAGCCUGGCUCCGCCUCGGCCCCUGGCCACCAAGCCCUGCCCUCGCCCCCAGGGGUCACCCGGCCCAGGGCCAGGCACUCGUCGGCGGCCAGCCUCCCAGAGGCUCAUGACUUCUGCUGGGAGACGGAGGUGCCCAGCCUGGAGAAGAGACAGCAGCCUGGGGCCCUCAGCGGCCUCCUCAGGCCCCCAGGCAAAGGGGCGGGCCAGGCUCGGGAGCCCCCUGGGGAGUGCGGCUCAAAAUGGGCCCUGGAGUCCGAGGAGGCCGCUGAGCUGGAAGGCCCAGGUGCUGAGGAGGCCAAGAGGGGUCUGAGCCCUGGGGAACUGCCCCAGCUCCUCAGAAGGGGGGCGAUCUUGGAGGAGGAGCAGUUUGCAGAGGAGGCUGAAGAGGGGGAGCCCAGGACCCCCCCAGGAAGGAGGGCUGGUUCUCGAAGGAAGGGGCAGAAUUCCGGUGAGGAGACCUCAGACGAGCACCAACUGCAGUGCCAGACGGGCAGCCCCAGUGCCAACAGCCUCCGAGGACCGCAGAGGAGGAAAUCAAGGGCCCAGGAGCUGGAGGGUCUGCGGGACCCGGAGAGGCUGCGGAGGCAGUGGCAGCAGGAGUUGGACUGUGGCCUCAGAAAACAGCCCUGGAAGGCUCUGCGGACAGCUGUUCAGGCCUCCAGCUGGAGUGAGAAAGCCCACACCUUGCGAGAUGAUGAGACUUUCCUGUUUGCCAACUUCCCCAACCGCACCUUCCACAAACGGCAGGAGGCCACCAGAAGCCUCCUGCGGGCCUGGGAGAGGCAACAGCUGGAAGAGCUGCAGCAGGCCGAGCUGCGGCGGGCCCGGGAGCAGCGGGUACAGCAGCAGGUGGCUCGCUGCCUGGCAGCCUAUGCGCCCAGAGGGAGCCGGGGGCCAGGGGCUGCCCAGCGCAAGCUGGAGGAGCUGAGGCGCCAGGAGCGACAGCGCUUUGCUGAGUACAAGGCAGAGUUACAGGGCAUCCAGCACAGGGUGCAGGCCCGGCCCUACCUGUUCCAGCAGGCCAUGCAGGUCAAUGCCCGGCUCACGGUGACGCGGCGCUUCUCCCAGGUGCUGUCGGCACUGGGACUGGAUGAGGAGCAGCUGCUGGCUGAGGCAGGAAAGGGGGACAGAGAAGGUGCCCCCAGGAAACCCAGGAGCCACAGGUCAGUGGGGGCAAGAAUGCAGGACUCUUCUCAGAGCCCCACGAAGACAGGAUCCACCGGCAGCCAGCCUGAUAAGCACUCUAACUCAAGCUUAGGCCAGGAGUCUGGUGUCUAAGAUUAAAAUUAAAAAUAAAAUUAAA